CGCUCCUCGACCACGUUUUCGUUCAACUUCUACUGACAUCGUCGACCAAAAGUCGUCAACAUCGUUAGCGAUUCAUUGUGAACAUCUACAACUUGGGUUGUCUUUCUGAACCGUCAAAACGAGCGAUGGAUGCUUCUAGUGCCACGAUGUCUCUCCGGGCCCUGCUACUGGUGCUUCUGCUGCUGCUACUGGGUCCUGUGAGCCCUGCGCUCUGCUGCCUGCGUUGCUCCCCGAUCUUCAAUGACGUGCGGAAUCAGCUUAAGGAGUCCAUACCAGGGGUGAGCGUGGACCACAAGAAGGAGAUGUACAAGAUCAUCACAGAGAUUGGCAAUAAAGAGGCCCCCAUUCUAUUUGAUUUUGUGGACGUGGCUCCCGUGUUCCUGAAGAGGAUUCUCGACAUUAUUGACUCCAUGAGGCCAAUGGUACUAUUAGGUGGCAUCCGGAUGGCCAAUAAUCCAGAAAAAUCGGGUCCGAAGACCGUCGAUGUUCCAGAUGUUCUAUCAAGAUUAAUCGCUGUCGGAACAGAAUACGAAGAAAAGAUGGAAGAGAUUACACAGGCGCCGUGCGAAACCUGUGCUAGGAAAUCAGUGCCGGCAAUGAAAUGUGGCAAAUGUGAACGGGUGGUCAUCACUUGCUCCUCAUGUGUUUCAAUCAAGAAGAUGCUUGCCAACCCCGACAUCAUGCGGAUAGGAGGAGGGAUUAUGCUGUCAUGCAUCCUCCUUUUCAUCAUCGGCAUUCUAGUAACAUCAUACAAGAAGGACGAUGAGAAAGAUCCUCCGGGUGGCAUGCUGACGGAGGUUGUGUCUCACAAGGAGGAGUUGAAACCGGCUGUUCAUUCUGAGAAGACAAAGAAGAGUGAAAAAUCUGGCUCCAUUCACCACUCUCAACACAAAUCUCCCAAAGCUGUUAAGACUCAUUCCAAGAAGAAAAGCAGCAGUGGACAUAAAGAUUCUGCCUCCAAGCACCACUCUAAAAGUAAAACUGACAAAGCUGGCAAUGCCAAACACACCCAGAAGUGAAGAAAACUCCACAGCAGCACGGAUGGGUGACAUGCAGCAGCGCGGACGGGCAGAGUGAAGCAGCACGGACGGACAGAGCGGAGCAGCACGGACAUUCAGGAUGAACGCCUUGUUCGGGGACCGGGCAUCGCGCCUUCUGGCUUUGGCAUUCCUCGGCCAACUGGCGUGCCGUCUUCCACAUCAGGUCAUCGCACCGCGGUGGCCUGCGCUUCUUCGGCGGAGGAGUGGCUGGGCUGCACGGACUCUCUCUUGGCGCCCUCUCCUGGGGCAGGAAGACAUCGCUGUUGGCAUUGCAAUGCCCAAGGCUGUGCUCGGCUGCCGAAUUGGAAAACGUAUCCCAUGCGCUAAACACACACAGGCCUUGGCAAAUACCUAGGAAACUUAAAGGUGUUAGCCCCGGUAUCAGAUCCCCUCCGCUGAGUUUUUCACCCCUAGCCUGCCUAGCGAGAAAAAAUGGUCUGGGUUUUCUCGGGAGGAGGGAAAUUGACAAAGAUUUGAUAUGCAGGGAAUGGAACAGACUGGCGAUUGUGGGAGAUUAAAGGACGAUGUUACUAAAGAACUUUAUUUCUCUUGCAGAAGUGCUGCAACUGUUCAA
This is a messenger RNA of Lethenteron reissneri (Far Eastern brook lamprey), 1614 nucleotides long. RefSeq lists its product as uncharacterized. NCBI's taxonomy places the organism in Eukaryota, Metazoa, Chordata, Hyperoartia, Petromyzontiformes, Petromyzontidae. The record is from RefSeq and is a predicted model, not a curated record.